Elephantulus edwardii (Cape elephant shrew) is the source of this 978-nucleotide messenger RNA. RefSeq names its product olfactory receptor 1361-like. Lineage: Eukaryota; Metazoa; Chordata; Mammalia; Macroscelidea; Macroscelididae. The record is from RefSeq and is a predicted model, not a curated record. Gene Ontology annotation, biological process: G protein-coupled receptor signaling pathway. Gene Ontology annotation, molecular function: G protein-coupled receptor activity; olfactory receptor activity. Bases 1 to 978 code for a protein of 325 amino acids. The transcript has a single exon. Gene Ontology annotation, cellular component: membrane.
AUGAGAAACAGGACAAAAGUUACUGAAUUUAUCUUAUUGGGCCUGUCCAGCUGGCCAGCAAUGCAACCAGUUAUUUUUGGAAUUGUUCUUGCCAUGUACCUGGUGGCAUUUAUUGGGAAUGCCCUAUUAAUAAUUGUUGCUCACUCAGACAUCAAGCUUCAGACACCUAUGUAUUUCCUUCUAAGUCAGCUUUCCUUCAUUGACAUCUUUCUGACAACAAUUACUGUGCCUCAGAUGCUCGUGCACACACUCUCCAUCGAUAGAACUAUCUCCUAUAACCGCUGCAUGGUUCAAUUGUUUUUCUUCAUGACUGUGGGCAGCAUGGAAGGCCACUUGCUGGCUGCCAUGGCCUAUGACCGCUAUGUUGCCAUUUGUGACCCUUUAAGAUACUCUUCCAUUGUUAGCCGCCUCCUUUGUCUGCGCAUAACCUUGACUUCAUGGGUAGUUGUCACCCUCAACAGUCUCCUUUACAGUGUGCUGGUCACGCGCUUAACUUUCUGCGACAACCAGGUCACCCACUUCUUCUGUGAUAUCACGCCCCUGCUGCAGCUCUCCUGCACCCGGCCAAUAGUCAAUGAGAUGCUAAUCUUCACGGAGGGUGUGGCAGUGGUGCUCAGUCCCUUUUUCUUCAUCUUGGCUUCCUAUGCUCGCAUUGGUAUUGCUAUCGCCCGCCUGCACUCUGUCGCUGCGCUGCGCAAAGCCUUGUCAACCUGCAGCUCUCAUAUUCUGGUUGUGCUCCUCCUGUAUGGAUCUGUGAUCCGCAUGUACCUCCGACCAUCCUCUAGCUAUGAUCUGAACCAGGACCGCCAGGUUGCCAUUUUCUACACAGUAGUGACCCCUAUGUUAAAUCCACUAAUCUACAGCCUGAGGAACCAGGAGGUUAAGGGUGCUAUGAAGAGGAUGGGCAAGAAACUCUGCAACUCAAGAAAGUUCCGACCAGGAUCACAGUUAAAUGGGAAAUGGCAACAAAUCACCUGA